Messenger RNA from Lacerta agilis (Sand lizard), 1962 nucleotides. It is a transcript of the gene DCAF11, whose product is annotated as DDB1 and CUL4 associated factor 11. The record is from RefSeq and is a predicted model, not a curated record. Lineage: Eukaryota; Metazoa; Chordata; Lepidosauria; Squamata; Lacertidae. Gene Ontology annotation, cellular component: Cul4-RING E3 ubiquitin ligase complex. Gene Ontology annotation, biological process: proteasome-mediated ubiquitin-dependent protein catabolic process. Gene Ontology annotation, molecular function: protein binding. Bases 261 to 1871 code for a protein of 536 amino acids. The transcript has 15 exons.
CAAUCAAGGAAGAGCAAGUCUUUUAAAGCCCCGCACUCUAACCCACGUGGGGUAGUGAACGGUAGCCAAUCAAUUAUCAGCCGGCGCGGCCCGCCCUAUCUCACUUCUCCACUCUGGUGAGAGGCGGCUGUCGCCUUAAGAUGUAAACAAGGCCUCGCGCAGCGGCCGUUAGAGGGAAGGACUUGCUCCCUCCGUUUGGUUCCUGAGCUUCAGGAAGCGAAGAACACCCCUGACACAAACCGUGAAGAAUGCCUUAAGACAUGGGCUCCCGUAGUAGUAGCAACGCUGGCUCGGGGGGCCGGGAUAACCAGGGGAGCUGGUCUCGGAGGGACUCGGGGAUACUGCGCAGCGAGGAAGAGGACGACGAGGAUGUGGAUCUGGCCCAGGUAUUGGCAUAUCUACUGCGCAGAGGACAAUUUCACUUGAUGCAGGGCGGGGGAGCAGCCAGCGUCCGUCUGGUCCAGACACUCUCGGACUCGGACGACGACAAUGACAGUGCCUGGGAAGGGAGACUUGGAAAUCAUUACAAACCUCCAGUGGAUUUGACGCCAGACACUCACGACCUGGAGUCCAACGAGAUCAAAACACACAUCCAGUUGGCAACAGGCAGGCUGGGCUCGGGACAGACUGAGCGUAGUAUCCCUCGACUGCUUAGCAAGAGGGAGCACGGCCUCUGCCACAACAGCAGUUUCUCUCGCGGGGAAUGCUCACGAGUGGCAUCACACUUUCUCCCCAACCACUUGUCCAUCACUGAUUCCUACUCCCAGAAGGCAUUCUGUGGGAUCUAUUCCCGUGAUGGAAAGCUUUUUAUGUCUGCUUGUCAAGAUCAGACAAUCCGCUUAUAUGACUGCACUUACGGAGCCUUCCGGAAGUUCCGGAGCAUCAAAGCCCGGGACGUAGGCUGGAGCGUCCUGGAUGUUGCCUUCACUCCCGACGGAGCCCAUUUCCUCUACUCCAGCUGGUCAGAUUACAUUCACAUCUGCAACAUCUACGGCGAGUGUGAUACCCACACAGCACUGGAUCUGAGGCCUGACGAGCGUCGCUUUGCCGUCUUUUCCCUCGCAGUCUCCUCAGAUGGAAGGGAAGUGCUUGGCGGGGCCAACUAUGGCUGUGUCUACGUGUACGACAUGGAGCAGAAUAAGCGGACGCUCAAGAUUGAGUCCCACGAAGACGACGUCAAUGCUGUGGCCUUUGCUGACACCAGUUCCCACAUCUUGUUCUCCGGGGGAGACGAUGCCAUCUGCAAAGUGUGGGACCGGCGCACCAUGAGAGAGGACGACCCCCGGCCUGUGGGCAUCCUGGCUGGCCAUCAAGAUGGCAUCACCUUCAUAGACAGCAAAGGGGACGCCCGAUACCUCAUCUCAAACUCCAAGGACCAGACGAUAAAGCUCUGGGACAUGCGGAAGUUCUCGGGCCGCGAAGGGCUGGAAGCCUCCCGCCAAGCUGUCACUCAGCAGAACUGGGAUUAUCGCUGGCAGCAGGUGCCCAAGAAAGCACGGCGGAAGUCAAAGCUUCCAGGUGACACCUCCCUCAUGACGUACCGCGGCCACGGAGUGCUCCACACACUGAUCCGCUGCCGUUUCUCUCCGCUUCAUAGUACCGGACAGCAAUACAUCUACAGUGGCUGCUCCACGGGGAAGGUGGUGGUAUACGACCUCCUGAGCGGCCUGAUCGUGACAAAACUGACCAAUCACAAGGCUUGUGUCCGUGAUGUCUGCUGGCACCCCUACGAGGAGAAGAUUGUCAGCAGCUCGUGGGACGGGAACAUCCGGCUUUGGGAGUACCACCAGACGGAAUACGACGAAGAUCCGCGGAGGCCGCCUACCACCCGAGAGCUGCGCCCCAGACCCUCAGGAGCUUCUGAUCAGUAGCCUUUCUAUCUCUGCUCGCCACCAUUCUCCAGUUUUGGACUUGCCACACGGUCGAGGGAGUGGGGGGAACAAACUAGACCUCGCGCUGCCU